GCGCGGGAGCCAGAGCGGCCGGCUGCCCGGCUCUCCGUGGUUUCCAGCUCGCGUGGUGGUGGCGGCGGCGGAGCGUCUCCGUGAGGAGGUGCGCGGGGCCAUGACGUCAGCGUCCACCAAGGUUGGAGAGAUCUUCUCCGCGGCCGGCGCCGCCUUCACGAAGCUCGGGGAGCUGACUAUGCAGCUGCAUCCAGUGUCGGACUCUUCCCCCGCCGGUGCCAAGUGGACGGAGACGGAGAUAGAGAUGCUGAGGGCUGCUGUGAAGCGAUUUGGGGACGAUCUUAAUCACAUCAGCUGUGUCAUCAAGGAACGGACAGUGGCUCAGAUAAAGACCACCGUAAAGCGAAAAGUAUAUGAAGACUCUGGCAUCCCUCUUCCAACUGAGUCACCUAAGAAAGGGCCCAAGAAGAUGACGUCUGGGGUCCUCUCACCUCCAACCGCCCCUCCACCCAGCAGCUCCAGUGUCCCUGAAGCUGGGGGUCCUCCCCUAAAGAAACAGAAGGCUGAUGUGACACUCAGUGCUCUGAACGACUCGGACGCCAACAGCGACCUGGUGGAUGUAGAAGGGCUAGGAGAAACUCCUCCAGCCAAGAAACUCAACUUUGACCAGGACAGCCUGACCCUGGACUCUGGCCUUCUCUCGACCUCUGCUGAUGCUCCUCUACUCUCCUGCUGAGCCUGCCACCUCUGACCCUCACUGUUCGCCGUGGACCUGUGGAUCACCUGGGACUCUAAGCAAGGACUGCGUGAGAGAGGGUCAGAAAGCCACUGGAGCUGUCCACCUUGUUCCUGAUAAACAUGUGCCCUCACCCUCUGACCUCCGUCUGAUGGACAUUUUUAUACAGAUAAUUAUAAUAAAAAAUUCUCUUGGCA
Molecule: messenger RNA, 873 nt
Organism: Peromyscus eremicus (cactus mouse)
Lineage: Eukaryota; Metazoa; Chordata; Mammalia; Rodentia; Cricetidae
Gene: Bacc1
Product: chromosome 8a C17orf49 homolog
Exons: 6
Coding region: 101-676 (191 amino acids)
Cellular component (GO): NURF complex; MLL1 complex
Source: RefSeq, a predicted model, not a curated record